Messenger RNA from Pecten maximus, 1768 nucleotides. RefSeq names its product brevican core protein-like. The record is from RefSeq and is a predicted model, not a curated record. Gene Ontology annotation, cellular component: external side of plasma membrane. Gene Ontology annotation, biological process: biological process involved in interspecies interaction between organisms. The coding region runs from base 43 to 741 and encodes 232 amino acids. Gene Ontology annotation, molecular function: carbohydrate binding. The transcript is spliced from 5 exons. NCBI's taxonomy places the organism in Eukaryota, Metazoa, Mollusca, Bivalvia, Pectinida, Pectinidae.
UUAGCUUUCCUCUCUAUAUACGAACACAGAUUUAUUGUCAAAAUGUUUAAUCCAACUUUCCUCAUAGUUCUUUUCUUUUCAUUUUACACAAUAUCUAAAGGACAACCUCUGCCAUCUGGUCGCCAAGCGACGGUUGAAGAAACCCGGAUGGAACAGAGGAUACUUGCGAAUAUCAGAGCAACUGUCAUGCAGCUCAGUUCGUGCGAAACUCCUACUAAGAAAUUACACAAAACUGACAGCAAUUCUGACGCCCUCACGUCGACAAUCCAAAACUUGACCAGACGUAUUGAGGUCUUGGAGAAAUCACUUCCUCCAAGCAUCAUGAAGCGGUUUGAGUGUCUCUCGUCCUUCGAAAAAAUUGAACUGAACCCAACAAUUAAUAUGUUUGAGAAACGGUGCUACUACGUCGGGCUUCAAUAUUAUUUGUCUUGGGAAAACGCUCAGUUUCAGUGUCAAUUAGCUGGGGCGAACCUCUUGACGGACCCAAGCACAGAACUCAUGGACGUUUUAUUCGAGACCUUUCAAUCAAAUGGUAAUAAGAUUUGGCUAUACGGCAAUAAGACGGAAGGUACUUUCAAGUGGAUCACUAACGGGAAAGUUAUCGAUGAUAAUGAUGCCAGAUGGGCACCAGCUCUCCCUCGUCCUACUAUCAAUGAUACAUGUAUUUAUGUUUAUCAGGAUACGAAGAAAUGGUAUGAUGGCCCCUGUAGUGAAAUACAUCAUUUUGUCUGCGAAUCAUAGAUUAGAAAAAACAGAUUUAUGUCAUAAAUUCGUUCACAGCAUAGACCUUGCACAGAUGCACAUUUUUUAUACAUAAAAUGCAGAAUAGAAUUAAAAGUUUGAGCCCCUGUGUGCAUGUUAAUGCUUAUAACUAACAGAACAUCUGUGAUGUACAAUAACUAUUUGAUAAUUGUAGGGUUUCAAAUAUGUCACAUGAGUUAUAGUAUUGGUACUGUCACCACGCAAUUUGUAAUAAAAAUUUCAAAGUUAUUUUUAACGGAUAUAUUGUCUUUCAGAUGGAAAGAUAAUCUUCACUUGGUACAUGUUUCGACCUAAUUAUAUUGUAAAAAUAUUUAUUUAUUACUUAUAAUGACAUUUGAAAAUUUAUUACAAUUUGCGUCGUGUUGCAUGUGCACAUCAACGAAAUUUGUCAUAAAAAAUUCAAAGUUAUUUAGGUCGAAACCAAGUGAAGAUUAUCUUUCCAUCUGAUGACAAUUUAUCCGGUAAAAAAGACUUUGAAAUUUUUAUUCCAAAUUGCGUCGUUAUUACAAAUUGCGUGGUGACAUGGGUACUUUAUUUAUAUAUUUUUCUUAGUAAAAUAAACUAACCUUUGAGCACUGUGGCCCUAAAGCUCACAGGAUUAUACAGGACAUCCGUGCAGGGUCUAUGGCCGUUGUGGGUUGCACUCACCUUAGUAGGGACCAGGUGAGGUUUUCCACGUGCACAGGUCAUGCGGGUUAAAGUGAUACUCCUAACCAGUACCUUGCGCUCACCUCUUUUACGUCAACAAAGCAACUUUAUUGUCCCAAAUGUCGUUGUAAACACAUAAGAUUUUAUCAUCUUGGGGACAAUAGCUUUAUAUCGGAAAAAAGUCUCAAAGUUUGGGUGCCUUUUAAAACAAUGUGUAUUCAGUAUCAUAGAUAAAAAUAGGCUAGGUUAGGAGUUUGUAGUAUGCGUGUGAAAUGUGUAUUUUUGUGCCAUUGUUUUUGUUAAUUAUGAUGUUUUUUAAUAAAAUCAUCAGUCAUUGCCUAUGUCGCUGUGAAAUACA